Drosophila takahashii is the source of this 1945-nucleotide messenger RNA. The record is from RefSeq and is a predicted model, not a curated record. Lineage: Eukaryota; Metazoa; Arthropoda; Insecta; Diptera; Drosophilidae.
UGUAAACAAAACAAAAGAAGCGAUUCGUUUGGAAAUCGCUUUUCGGAAGAUAAUGCCGCCAUAUCAGCGAUGCGGCGAUAUCGUCUGGGUGCUCAAGCGGCAGACGCGCACCUUCGCCUUCCAGUGCAUCUACUGCCAGGACAGCAGGACGGGCACAUUCAAGGAUUUCAAGCGGCACCUGGAGUCGCAGCACCCGGAGUUGUUCCACGAUGACCAAGUGCAGGACAUUAAGCCCGUUUUACGGCAUGGAACGCGCAAUCUGCGCAGUGGAGCAGCUGCCGGAGAUCAGGAGGCAGUGGUGAUCACGCCCAAGGAGGAGGAGGAUUUGUUCCAUCAUGACGAAGUGGAGGACAUUAAGCCACUUUUGCGCAGCGGAAAUCAGGAGGCUGUGAUCACACCCAAGGAGGAGCAGGAGGAGGAGGAGGAUCCCCUGGACACACGGGAGGAUUUCUUGCCGGCGGAGCAGCAGAAUGAUCAGGAUUUCCAGGAGGAGGAGGAGUGGCCGGAAAGCGAUAACCAGAGCUUCACAUCCGAGCAGUCAACCGCUGCUCCCGCUGCAAACACUCCGCCCUUCUGGCUGCUGGAGCAGCACCCCAUCAUGAUGGCCUUUAUUGACCAACUGGAGCAGCAGCCGCUGCUGUGGGACCCCGGAAUGCUGAGCUACCGCAACUACAGGCAUCGCAGCAAGGCGUGCGACAAGAUCGCCGCUGGCCUGAAUAACCAAUUUGGACUGGAACUGGCAAGCCAGGAGAUAGCCAGUUAUGUCAAGCAGCUAAGGGAGACGUAUUGCAAGGAGAAUCUACGUCUGGAGGGCAGUGGAGCCACCCCGAAGUGGUUUUACGAGCGGCUUGCAUUCUUAGCGAAGAGCCUGCCGCGUCCAAGGACUCAAACUAUGCGGGUAAAAGGCGCCGAGCUGCUGGCCGUGCCCCAUUUGAAUCAUGCCCAGAACCUGCAGCUCAUCGAGCUGUACCGCCAGUGCCACGCCCACUGGGACAUGCUGGACAUCGCCUGUCGCGUCCCUCAAGUGCGUCAGGCGGCGCGGGAUCGCCUGCUCGAGUUGUGCCGCUCGGAAAUGCAGAUUACACUGGAACCCUCGCAGCUGCAGCGCUACAUUCGCCAGCUGCGCAACGUUUACCACCAGGAGAAGGUGCGUCGCCUGAAGAGCGAGCAGCAGGGCAAGCGAUUUAAGUCCCGCUCGCGAUACUACGAGAAGCUGUCGUUUUUGGAGCAGCACAUGCCGCCCUUUCGCUGCGAUUUGUGCAGCGAGCAGGUGAACAGCGUCGAUGGGUUUAGGAUGCAUCGGGCCAAACACGAUGAUAGGCUGCCAUUUGAGUGCCCCACCUGCGGCAAGGGCUUCUCCAAGGUGGCCAAUGUCACCACCCAUUUGCGACGGCAUACGCAGGACUAUCAUUUGAGCUGCGAGGAGUGCGGCAAGCGGUUCGCCACCAGCACUGAUCUGGUGGUCCACCGGCGUUCGCAUACCGGCGAACGACCCUACUGUUGUCACAUCUGCGGAAGCCGCUUCAGCACCGUCUCCUUCUUCAAGCGCCACAAGCGGCGGCACGAACAGCAGAUAGUGGCCAAGUGCCACAUCUGCGGCAAGGGCUUCUUCGAACGCAGCACCCUGCGGGAUCACAUCAAGGGCCAUCUGAAUGUGCGCGACAAGGAGUGCGAUGUGUGCCACAAGCGGUUCACCAGCGCCAAGUACCUGAAUCGGCACAAGGAGAUCCAUGCGGAGCACAAGAAGUACUCGUGCAAGAUCUGCGGCAAGGGAUUCGCCCAGUACGCUGGAGUCAGGGGACACAUGAAGUCGCACGAGAGAAUGAAGAGGAAGGGUGAAGAGCAGGUCGAGCUGGAGGUGCAUCAAAUGAUGAUGGGUGCUGAUGGGAAGUAGGUUUAUCUAUAUUUGGAAUAGGAAGUUCCCUUUUUAUAGCAAUAAUUUGAA